Messenger RNA from Chelonia mydas (Green sea turtle), 3515 nucleotides. It is a transcript of the gene OSR1, whose product is annotated as odd-skipped related transcription factor 1. The coding region runs from base 449 to 1231 and encodes 260 amino acids. The record is from RefSeq and is a predicted model, not a curated record. Gene Ontology annotation, molecular function: DNA-binding transcription factor activity, RNA polymerase II-specific; RNA polymerase II transcription regulatory region sequence-specific DNA binding. The transcript is spliced from 4 exons. Gene Ontology annotation, cellular component: nucleus. Gene Ontology annotation, biological process: regulation of transcription by RNA polymerase II; embryo development; urogenital system development. NCBI's taxonomy places the organism in Eukaryota, Metazoa, Chordata, Testudines, Cheloniidae.
GAAUAGAACAACAAAUAAGCAAGGGGGUUAUGGCCCCGGGAUUAAUGAUAAAGCCCGUUUAACCUCUUUCUUUCAAGGGCUACUUUGCUUUGCCUAAAUUGUCUGACCCCGGAUUCAAACGAGAGGGCUAAAACCGCAGGAGAGGGUUAGGGACCUGGCUGUUUUCACACCGUGUGGAAACUCGUUCCAGGGAGUAGCUCUCCAAUGGAGAAUGGAGCGAGUGGAUCGAGGUCAGGCGGGCUGGAUCUGUGAAUCUAGCCUGGGGAGUGGAUCCUGCCAAGGAUGCUGGGAGAAGGCUGAGCCCGGGUUAAAUGGGUCUUAUCCGCGAGUGGAUUCUUCACCGCUCCAAUUUAGCCCCGGAUCUUGUCACUUCUGCCAGCGGUGGAGCACAGAUCGGGAUUAGACACUCGCCUUCCCUGCUCCCAGAUCCUCCUCCCCGGUGGCCACCAUGGGAAGUAAGACUCUGCCGGCCCCCGUGCCCAUUCACCCCUCCCUGCAGCUCACUAACUACUCCUUCCUCCAAGCGUUCAACGGGCUGCCCGCGGUGCCCUCGGACCACCUGCCCAACCUGUACGGCUUUAGCGCCCUGCACGCCGUUCACCUGCACCAGUGGACAUUGGGUUACCCAGCCAUGCAUUUGCCUCGCUCUUCCUUCUCCAAGGUGCCCGGGGUGUCCAGCUUGGUGGACGCCAGGUUCCAGCUGCCUGCCUUCCCUUUGUUCCCACACGUCAUCCAGCCCAAGCAAGAAGCCACCAGCCUGCCCCUCAAAGCCAAACCCCGGUUUGAUUUUGCCAACCUCGCUGUGGCCGCCACCCAAGAGGAUCACUCUAAACUGGGCCAGGCGGACAGCCAGAGCUCGCCUCCGGGGCUCGGCUCCUUGCUCGAGGUAACUAAGCUCUCCCCGGAGAAGAAACCCACCCGGGGGAGGUUACCUUCCAAAACCAAGAAGGAAUUCGUCUGCAAAUUCUGUGGCAGACACUUCACCAAGUCCUAUAACCUUUUGAUUCACGAAAGAACCCACACCGAUGAAAGGCCCUACACGUGUGACAUUUGCCACAAAGCGUUCCGAAGGCAAGAUCACCUGCGUGAUCACAGGUAUAUUCAUUCUAAAGAAAAGCCUUUUAAGUGUCAAGAAUGUGGGAAAGGCUUUUGCCAGUCCAGAACUCUAGCUGUCCACAAGACACUGCAUACGCAAGUAAAGGAGCUUAAACCUUCCAAACUUAAAUGCUGAACUCUCCAGCACCCAUGAACUAACUUCCCCUCCAGACUUUAUACCAAAUUCAGAACAGACACAGAAAAAAAAAAAAACAAAAAACAAAAAACGAAAAACAAAAAACCCCCAGGAUGGGAGCACUGAACUUUCUUUUUAAUUAAAAAUAAAAGGUUCCCAAAUCCUGGUUUAAAAUAUUGUUUUGCCUUUGAAACACAUAUUAAUAAUAUGGCGAGUGCAAGAGAACUGGCUGUCUUGUGUGGCUUCGAUAAACUUUAUGCCAAAAGGUGGUGCUCACGUAUUGGACAGGAAUCUUCUUCUUCUUUUUUUAAAGCAAAAACGUAGCUUCCAAAGGUAUUACUUUUUACAUUUUUUUUAUUUUAUACUUUUUUUGACUGUAUAAAGCUUCUUACUUAAACACUUCAGGAAACAAAAAAUUCCAGAAGACAAUUAAGAACUGAAACUUUGGCUUCUCAUUACGGCACCAUUGAGACCAGGAGAACAACUUGCGGACUUGUUUGUUUGUUUCUGUUGUUGUUUUCUUUUUAAAAAGAAAUGUUCCAAAGUGACCUAAAUCUCAAGUGAUGAAGUCUGCCAUGCACUAAAAGCCUGAUAUAGAGCUUAGAGCUGCAGUAUCAACACUCCGUGGAGAUCUUGUUUUUGUUUUGUGGUCUAGUGCCUUGGAGGUGGUUUGUAAUUUGUGGACUUAUUUAAAAACACCCAAAGGAAAGAAUAAUGGCAAUAAAUCAAACUGAUGCUAUGCACAACGUGGUUUUAGUGGUACUUUAAAGUCUGUGUGUGUCCCGAUGAGAGAGUGGGCAGGAUAAAUCUCAAUCAGAGAAUUUUAAAGGCUAGCUUUCUGAACAGUGUAUUAAAAAAGUUAAAACUAAGAGACAUUCCAAUAUGUUUUGUUUAUUAAAAAAGUUGUAUGGCUAUUUGGCACUUUAUGCUGAUUAUUGGUAAUUGACAUUUAUCACUGGAUUGUGUUUUUUAAGUAUUAAAAUAAAUUGUUAUUUUACAGGCAAGCCUGACUGGAUGUACUAUUCACAUAUGUUCUGAACGUUCUUUAACUAUUUGCUUUCAGGUCUAUCCUCAAUCGAACUCCCUCCCCCAGUUGUCAGAACUUUCCUUUUCAGGUGGUGUAAUAUUUUUAAUUCUUUUUCACAAAUGUUGUCCUGGGGGAGUGGCAAAUGUUAAAAGUAUACUUUUUUUUUUUUUUUUUUUUUUUGAUAUGGGUUAGUCACUGUUUUUACCUACAACGGAAAAGUCAAUAGACCUGAGGGAGGGAGGGAGUCAAAUCACUGUGCUCCUAGUGUGAAAAAUUCACCUUGGUAACUAAAUCUUGGGUAUUAGCAGAUAAGAUUAGAUGUCAAAAGUGUUAAAAAACAAAUCAAAUGAAUAAUGGGCAAACUGUUACCAUUCACACAGCCUGAGGCCAUGGGGGAAACACUCCUUUACACUCUCUCUCCCCUUUCAUUGUCAGUAGUGUAUAUUUAUCAAUUGCAUCUUGGCCCAGUCUAGUGUUGAUGGGCGGCCUUUGAUUACAGGCAGCUGUCUUAGAUCAGAGAUGUUUAUUCCACUGCAAAACCGCUUUGGAUUGAGACAUGGAGAGGGAGUUUUGAGCGUGGGUUCCAUCUGAGCUUUUAAAACAUGUAUUGCUUCUUUUGUAAUUUCAUAGAAAGAACAGCUUCUUCCCUGAUUAUCCACAAGUCACCUCUGAAAUCGAAAAGCUGAAAUCAAACAAUUCUUUUCCUUAUUACAGAUCAAAAUAGUAACUUUUAUUUUGGGGUUUUAUUAUUUCCAAAACUUAUAAGGGUUAAACCUAUAAAGCACUGAAAUCAAAACAAAAAAAAUUAUUUCCCUUCUUUUCCAUUUUCCCUCUUCGUUUUACAAAGAUACUAUUUAUAUGGGCAAAGACUCUUAUGAAUGAUAAAAGAACACUACUGCCUUGCUUUUUAUUUGGGAACAAUACGGAUUUUCCCUCGUUUGUUUAUAUAGAUACGACUACAUGACUAAUUCAAUACAUUUGAUCAAUUCCAGUGUCCCUGUUAUGAAAACCUCGGCAGAGUUUAGUUUAGUCAGAUAAUGAUUGCUGACUAAAUAUAGCAAUAAAUACAGUGGAAAUUGACACAUUUCCAGUGGGCCAAUAUAAAUUCAGUUGUGCAGAAGUGUCUUUAGUAAAGAUAUGUAGUUGUAUUGGAACAAUCAACGAUUGUAUUAAGCGAAAAACAAUACAAAGUAUUUUGUUUUCAAUUUUAGAGUCUCUAAAAGAGAAUAAACUUAUCUGUUUUGUAUGGGAAAUAGA